Molecule: messenger RNA, 3106 nt
Organism: Pogonomyrmex barbatus (red harvester ant)
Lineage: Eukaryota; Metazoa; Arthropoda; Insecta; Hymenoptera; Formicidae
Cellular component (GO): extracellular region
Molecular function (GO): chitin binding
Source: RefSeq, a predicted model, not a curated record
CACGGCCGGGCUUCUUCUCUUCUCUUCUCGGGCCCAAACGUUCUCCACGCUGCCGCAGUCGCGUCCGCGAUUCUGAUCGCGCAGGUAACGCGGGAUAGGAGUGCGAAUCAAGAACCGAGAAGUUCGAGUGAAUUCGAAGAAGAGAACACCUCCGAAGGAACCCCGACGUGGAACAUGGAGUUCACGAAGCGAUGUCUCGUCCUCAUCUUGGUGGGAAUAUUAUGGAGUUGCGUACUAGGUCUUCAAAGACCACCACCGAGAUAUUCUCAGCAAUAUAUGCCGGAAACCUCGUUCUCCUGUCGCAAUAAGAUUGUCGGAAGCUAUUACGCGGAUCCUGAGACCGACUGCCAAGUCUUCCAUGUCUGUGUCUCUGUGGCUGGAACUAUCCAAGACUACAAGUUCUUAUGUCCCAACGAUACCGCCUUCGAUCAAGAGAGUCAAACCUGCGCGGAUUGGUACGACGUGGAUUGCGAGGCCGCGACCCUCUAUUACGCCAGCGACAACUUCGACUUGUACAGAAUUGGUUCCGGUCUGGAGUCUGUGCACUACGACAACUUGCGUAGCGACGCCGAGCCCCAGGAUCAUCUUCAGCGCAGCGAAACCAGCGACGCCGUUCGAUCUUCCGCGAACGCAGUGAAUCGAGUAUCGUCGUCCAACUAUAAUAACCGCGACAUAUUGCGCGGUAGCAGCAGCGGCAAUCUCUACAAUAGGAACAACAAGGAAGAUGAAUACGAGACUGAGAAGUCGUACAAGGAAGAUCUGAGUCAAGACACUAAGAAGAAGGGAGGCAUCAGAAAAGUUAGUAGAAAGCAACCGUAUACCGGCAAUGGAAGCAACUAUUCGCCAACAACUACCACGUCGGCACCCGCCGAAACCCGUAGUCGAAACAACUACAACGGUAAUUAUUACAACGGUAACGCGUACAAUCAACAAUCUACGACGUACGUCUCGUCAACGACAACCCGGCCUCAAGAAAACUACAACAGGAAUCAAAACACGCAAAGAUAUAACGUACCGUCGUCGACGUAUCGACCUACCACAACGUAUCAAGAUACAUAUAGCAGUUACCAGUCACCCAGCACGACUACCAGGACAACUCCAAAUAUCUACACGAAUUUCUUCAAUCUUUACAACUCGAAUUACAAUCAGCAGAAUACUGGCAGUCCCGUUCAAGUCACAACGCUGAGACCGAGUAGCUACAAUCCUAAGAACAAUCAGGCUUAUCAAGGCCAAUUCGCGCAAUCCACCACUGUCCAGCCGAGCACGAAUUAUCAGACCAGCGAUUACACUAAUUAUCAACAGAAGAGCUACAACAACAUCCAACGAGGAAACAUCGCAUCAGUUGCAUAUCAAUCCACCACGUCUGCGUCUACAGUUUAUAACAAUAAUUAUAACAACAACGGCCAAUACAGAUCAGUUUCGUCCACUAAUCAGGACAUCCCUCAAACCACUGCCAAAUAUUAUGCCAACAAUUUUGCAAGCAGCAAUUACGCACCAACCACUUACAGUCCGGCGACGAAGAAGUACGCGAACGUAGACAAUACUGUGGCGCAGGUUGCCUUGAGGAACAACGAGAACAACCAAUAUUAUGACAAAACGAGCCAAGCGGUUAAACCUUCCACUCAAUACUACGAUAGCACGAAAACACCCAAGAAGGCGACUCAAUACAACAAUUAUGAUAACGCGAGUAGCGGCAAGUCGUAUUACAUCGAAACUAGCACGGGGAGCUUCGACCUCGCGAGAUCUUCCGUAGGAAUCGGUUUUAGUCCCGCGAGUAUUAAUCAUCUCGCUGAAUCGCCAAGGACUACCACGCCGGUACCAAGGCGACCGUCUAACCCCACCACCUACAACCCGAACAAUUUCAAUUCCAACGCUCAGAGAACUGUCCAACCGACAACGACGCCACGUGGAGCCACUUACGUUAGCGGAUCCGCGAGACCAUUCUCGUCGACGACCAGAUUACCUAGCAGCAAUAGCAACAGCGGCAGCAGCACGACAGCGCGACCAAAAUCGGGCAAGAAAAACGAUUACGAUUACGCAUAUUACGAUAAUACGGGUGGUUUGGAAUACGAUGGAGUCGACCUCGAGCACGUCACCAGCAACAAAGAGUCCACGAAAAUUGCGAGGAAUUAAAAACGAGGUUUUCGCCUCAUUAUAUGUUGCGUCAAAUCUUUUUGAAGACCUCGUCAGUGAUGUAAAAUACCGAGGAGCAGGUAUCUCCUCCUUAUAGAUACAGAUUUUUUAAUCUGUAUCUCUAAAUAUGUUUUUUGCAAAGAAAUUUAUUUUUAUUUUUAAAUAUUUAUUUGCGAGAUAUAUCAUUUUAAAGAAACACGCUCUGAAAAAUUACAUUUUAAAUCAGUUUCAAUAUAAUUAUAAAUCAAAAUGCGAAAAUGAAAUAUUUAAUUAGAUGUACUUUUGAGGUAUUUAUAGCUAGGUAUUUAUAGCUAUUAAUAAUGGAAGUAUAUCUUACAUCACUGGUCGAGAAGGACUCCAAAAAUCUUGUAAAUCAUCGUUUAUUAGUGGCCAGUCAUCAUCAAAAUCGGUCUUCGAUUAAGGAAUAUUCGUGAAAAGGCAAACAUAAAGUAUUGAAUACCGAUUUUGAAAAAAAAAAAAUCAUCGAUCGAUUUAAUCAACUUAAAUAUGUUCAAUCGAGAUUCGACGGCUCGUCCGCCGUUAAUAACAAUAUAAUUUUGUAGUUCAGUAUUCUAGGAUAAUUGUUUACGCAUUCUACGAUGUUUAAUCCGCGUAGCAUUAAGCGUCGAUUUAUCGAUAUUACAAAUAUAGAACGUUGAAAAAUUCUGAACAAUAUUAAACGCAAAUUGUUUCCUCGACAUUAAUCUUAUCCCGUUUGUUUCAUCGCGUAAAAAGAAAACAUUGAGAUUAUUAUCAACGCUUACUAUGUCUUGGUAACAGUAGUGCGAAGUUUGGUUGUCGAGACGUUAAAUUUUUCAUAUAUUUUGUGCAUAUAUAUCGACAAAAACCCGCACGAAACGUGUUCAGAUUUUAGAUUGUUUAAUUAUCUGCGUCCCCUAAAGUAUAUACGUACUGAGUGUAUAUAUACUAUAACUAUUUUAAUUAAGAAAAGCAUUAAAUAAUAUGGUUUAUA